Messenger RNA from Echinostoma caproni, 231 nucleotides. Lineage: Eukaryota; Metazoa; Platyhelminthes; Trematoda; Plagiorchiida; Echinostomatidae. The record is from the annotation of a GenBank genome assembly.
AUGUUGCUUCUCUUGAAAGUGUUUGCCCGUGGUGAUCGAUCUGUACUGGGAGAUUUGGUGGAUGUGGCUGCCGCGUUGAAUAAUCUAGCCGUGUUAUAUGCAAAAGCCGCUCGGUUCAAGGAUGCCGAACCGUUGUGUCGUCGAGCCCUGGCCAUUCGCGAAAAGGUACGCUUGCCAACGUGUCUCAGCAUUGUUUCUGUUUAUGUGUGUCUACAUGUGUAUAUUCUAUGA